GAUUAACGCGCUCGCCGCGUUGACAUCCGGUUCAGCGUCUCAGCGGGAAGAAAGCCACUAAUUCGUGGAUAAUAGAGUGAGCGCGACACAAUGGAUGAGACUGAAGCACAAAUCGACUCACUCCGAUCCGCCGUCCUGACUGAGCUCUGCGGUAUCCUGACCAGUACACAGAACCUGUGAGUCUUCAUUUCCAGGUGAAGGAGCUUCAGGCACUCGUAGUCCUUACUGAUCCAGAAAACGGGAAACUUCUUCAGUCUCAGGCUACUGCUCUAGACUCCACCUGUGUGUGGAAGUCACUAUCACUGGCUGCUGAAACAGAUACUGACUUGUAGAUCAUGGCUGAGCAGGAGACCAAAGGAAAAGGAGAUGGGAAGAAGCUGAGGGAUACUGACAAUGACGACGAGCUGUCUGACACAGCAUCUUUGAGUGACUCUGAACCUGAAGUCCCUUCUGUGACAUAUGGCACCAAAGUAGAAGACCUGUCCUCCUCUGGGAGUGAGUCCUCAGAUGAAGACCCCCCUGAAGGCCAUACAGGCUCCCAACAGCCUCUUUUCCAGCUGAAGGGAAUGAGUGCUGGCUUCUCCUCCCGCAGCCACAACAUCUUUGACUGUCUGGAGAGCUCUGCCAAGAAUGCGAUGCCAGGCUUGGGAGAAGACAAUCUCAUAGACAAGACCUUUGUACGGCCCAUGCUGCCUCCACUGGCUCGCCAGAAGAAAGAUGGAGACAAAGGCUGCCUGUCAGCCUCUAAGCCGUCCACAAAGUCUGCUUCAUCCUCCAGGGUAGUGCCAGACUAUGUGGCACACCCAGAGCGCUGGACCAAGUACAGCCUGGAGGAUGUGCCUGAGACCAGCGACAGUAAGAACAGCCAAGUUGCCCAGGAGUACAUCUUUGGUCUACAACAGCAGAGACAGGGGAGAUGGCCUGUCAGUGUCCAGGAGUCUUUUACACCCGUCUUCAACCAGGACCACUCCAGCAUGUCCGACAAGAAAAUAGUGUUCUCUCGACCAAGCCAGGGGGGUGAAGCACAAUUAGAACGCAAGCCUGUAGUGGGGAAAAAGAGUGAGGUGGGCCUGUGCCAUUUGGAGGACUUAGAUCAAGAAUGUGUCCCUUCCAGCACUGGCAAAAGGAAGAGGAAGUGCGGAUCAGAUAAGGGCGAUGUAGGUGAUGGGCAGGAGCAGCCGCCGACUCCUGGGUUUAAUAGCAGCCGGAAAGUCAAUCGCAAAAACUUUCGCAGAGCUGCCGAAGGGGACGAAGACUGAGAAGACAUUGCCAGACAAUCCAGUGUGCACAGCCUGUGAAAGCUAGUUAAGAUAUGGCUUUUAAGUCACUGAUUUUUCUGGCCCUAAACAUAUAUUUGUCAAACGUAUUUAACAGUGUUUGUUUGCCAUUUUAACAUGGAGACAACUUGGAAAUACAUGUGUUCUGGUGUACAUAAAAUUUUAACCCUGUCAGUGAUGUGGUCAUUUAGGUUUUGUUUUAUGGAGUCCCCCUCCAAAGUACCUUUCCUCGUACCUUUCCCCUUACCUUUUGUAUAUGUAGUUAGUCAUGUCUCAGGAAUGCAUCUGAUGUAAUUCUGUAGUACUUAAAUAUGUUGGAAGUGUCUAAAAUGGGCUUCCACUUUUUCUGAUGGCAGGUUGUGUAUGCUUUUGUAUUGUCUAUCUUUGAUUCAAAUAUUGCUGUUUGCAUCCUUGUUAGGUGUCCUUGUUCAUUCGCUAAAAUAAAGCAAUUUUGUU
Messenger RNA from Scleropages formosus (Asian bonytongue), 1733 nucleotides. It is a transcript of the gene tssc4, whose product is annotated as tumor suppressing subtransferable candidate 4. The coding region runs from base 336 to 1259 and encodes 307 amino acids. The record is from RefSeq and is a predicted model, not a curated record. The transcript is spliced from 4 exons. Lineage: Eukaryota; Metazoa; Chordata; Actinopteri; Osteoglossiformes; Osteoglossidae.